Messenger RNA from Orbilia oligospora ATCC 24927, 678 nucleotides. RefSeq lists its product as uncharacterized. The record is from RefSeq and is a predicted model, not a curated record. The transcript is spliced from 2 exons. NCBI's taxonomy places the organism in Eukaryota, Fungi, Ascomycota, Orbiliomycetes, Orbiliales, Orbiliaceae. The coding region runs from base 1 to 678 and encodes 225 amino acids.
AUGGUACCAAACCGCGGAGACUUUUUCGAAUUCCUAUCUACGGCGGCGGCGCGAGCGACCAAAGAUAAAAAUGCCCAAAGAGCAUUGAAUAACUUGACUUUAACCCACGCGGAUGGGCCUGAUAGGGGCCUUUCAUACGAAGACCGAGAAAUCAUGCUCGAAUGCCGCAGGAAAACCAGAGGAUACACCCAAACCGGAGCCUCAAUCGGACUAUUCCUAGGUCUGGGAGCCGCAGUCCUCUCGCUCCGUCGUAGGCGCCUCGCAUUUCGAAAUCUCCGAGCAAUGCAAGGGAAAGGAGCAACAAUACGUUUUCCCGACGGAAGGGAAGAAAUUAUAACAAACUUCCCACCGGGCGUAAGACCUUCGUUUAUGAGGAACUUUAUGACGUUUAGUUUUUUCGGGUUCACCAGUUAUGCACUCGGAGGGUUGGUGGGGAGUAGUUAUGGUCAGAAGGAUUUGAGAGAGUAUAAAGCUCAACAUCCUGAUGCUGUUAAAAGGAUUAAUGCGUGGGAGCGGAAGUCUGUGAUUUCGAUGUUGAAGCUUGCUUUGGAGAAGUUAGAGGAGGUGGAUGGUGAGUGGUCGGAGAGGGAUAAUAUAAAUGUUAAGGAAGAGGGGAGAGGAUUCGAUUCCUGGCCCCCGCCGGAUAAUCCGCCGCCUGAAUUCCCUCGGUCGUUUUGA